AUGCCGCAGACUAUGGUGCUCCGUAUUGUGCUCCGUCAGGCUACUAUUUUGACCCUUUGCAAGUAUGGCACUUUGCCAUACUUCCUCGUAACACAUCCUGCUGCAGGAAUAGCAACGCGGAUUUCGGUGCCUCAUUCCGGAGCCCCUGAUAUUGCUGAUGUCACCAUGCCUUUCACCGGCCAACUGCUGGGUUUGGCUGAGGUGGGGCUGAGGUGUGACCAGGAGAUUGAGAGGAGAUAUGAGAUUGUUCCCUCAGUGGUCUGCUCCAUGUGCUGCCUCUUUGGAAUCAUCUACUGCUUCUUUGGCUAUCGAUGCUUCAAGGCCGUAUUGUUCCUCACAGGCCUAAUGUUUGGCUCUGUGGUCAUCUUCAUGCUGUGCUACAAGGAGAGGGUGAUGGACACUCAGCUCAGCGUCGAGGCGUCAGUGGGCAUUGGCCUGGGUAUCGGGACCCUGUGUGGCCUUGUGACCAUGUUGGUUCGAAGUGUGGGGCUGUUUAUGGUGGGCCUUCUGCUGGGCCUACUGGUUGGAGUGGCUUCACUGGUGGUUAUGGAGGAGUUCUACCACCCCAGAACAGUGUGGGUUCCUCUGGGUAUUCUCCUGGGUUCUGGGACGCUAUUUGCCGUCCUCACUCUUCAAUGGCAGCGCUGCUUCGUCACCCUUUCCACCGCCACAUUCGGCUCUGCCAUCAUCACUGUCACCGUGGAUUACUUCAUAGAGCUGUUCGCCUUGGUCCACUACGUCUACGAGAGGCUCAGGGUGGCACCAAAGAAGCCAGUCUGCUGGUUUACUUGGGUCAUCUUGGGGGUGUGGCCUGUCCUGGCCCUCCUCGGAGUGCUGAUCCAAUGGAAAGUCACUGCAGAGGGAUUUUCUCACACAGAGGUGGUUUUGAGUCGACAGCAACGGAGGGUCCAGCUCAUGCGGAUCCGACAGCGGGAAGAGAAGCUGAAAAAGGAAAAGGAGAACAAGAAGAAGAAAAAACGAGAGAACCAGAAAACCAGCCACAAGCAGAAAGCCCACACCAAUCACCACCACCAGCAGUACCAUCACCCAGCGUCCUCCCACCCUCAUCACCAAGCCCAAAGCUCUCAGCCACCUAAAGUCCCUCCUCCUCAGACUGAACCCGGCUACCACCGCAAGGCCAACCCUAAAAGGCGCUUUGAUGGAGAUGUGCUGUCACCGAGCUACAUCAGGAGUUUCAGGGACAGACAAACAGACAGACGAGCGUACUCCCACAGUCGAAUGAUGAGCCGCUCCCGGAUGGCCGAACUCGACUACGACUGCGGCUCUCGAGUGCCCCUCACGGCUCCCAGUGGACCCCCAGUACGCAUCUGAGACGGAGAAAUGCACACCCACACACACAACCUCACACACACACAAUCGCACAAGGCUACUUCAAACCUCUUCGUCACAGUUAGGGGUAGAAAACCUAACCCUGCUGUGCCAACCUAAUCAACUGCCUACAGGAACUCAAUAUGUCCCACACUGGUUUUCUCCUCUCAGACCUGUAAGAAGUUGUAUGUAUUUGGCCAGUUCGGUCAUGUUUUGUUUUUUAUGAAUGUCAAGACACAAGAACAGAGCCUCUUCUUUUGGAUGGAGUAAGAACUGAUUGCUUGGUCAAAUCUCAAACAUGAGUCAUUACAUACUGUAUUUCUUCAACUUUAAACUUGUUACGUUACCAUACUGGUCUGGGGGACACUGGAAAAAAUAGACCUGUCUGGUAGGGAGUUGAUUGAAAUAUUUGAUUUAAAGAAUCUUCUGGUUGCUUCAAGCCAUAAGAAGUUUUCUCUCGGACUGCAGUGGAGGAAACAAUCAAAACACUAAUUUCACCACAGGAGGGAUGCAUUAUUUUUUUUUUAAAUGCAUUACGUGGCUUUCAUGGAGUCAAGGUAGCACAACCUUCAAAAAAUCUUCCACAAUA
This is a messenger RNA of Perca flavescens (yellow perch), 1918 nucleotides long. RefSeq names its product transmembrane protein 198aa (gene tmem198aa). The record is from RefSeq and is a predicted model, not a curated record. Gene Ontology annotation, cellular component: plasma membrane; cytoplasmic vesicle. The coding region runs from base 1 to 1332 and encodes 443 amino acids. Gene Ontology annotation, biological process: positive regulation of canonical Wnt signaling pathway. Lineage: Eukaryota; Metazoa; Chordata; Actinopteri; Perciformes; Percidae. The transcript has 9 exons.